GGCUGCUCUUUCCCUUCCCUGUAACCGUCCCCAGCUUUGGACCAGCGGGAAGUAAAAGACUUGAGCGAAGCGGCGGGAGAAGCGGCGGGGCUGGAAACGAAAGGCAGGAAUUACCGCUGGCCUUCUCACCCGAUGGCUGCCACCCUCCAUCUUCCCCAUGGGGACGACCGAGACAGCCUCCCUUGCGCUGCCCCCACGCCGCUCCCGCCCCCACCGUCCCAAAGCCUGAGCCCCGAUCCCGAGGUGGCGCUCACCCCUGAGCGCAGCUGCACGGGAAGAGCGGGAGGCGGCAUCCUUCGGCGACCGCGGCAGCAGAAACUCCCGCGCAGACAGGUCCGUUUCAGGCUGGGAUCCAUUCCCGAGGAGCUCAGGAGGAGCAGCCUGGACCCCUCCAGAGAAGUGGGAAAGGCCCAGAGCAUUUCCAGCAGCAGUAGCCCCCCUGUCGCCAUCACGCCGAAGACCGAGCCCGGGAGGGGUUCGUCAGGGGACGGAUGGCACCAGUCCCCCAAUAUGCUGACCACUCCCAUCCCCCACAGUACGCUUGCGUUGGGGGCCGAGGUGCAGGCGGUGCGAGCACAGGAGUUCGACGCCCGGCAGGCAGCAGAGGAACUGGUGCAGCGCUCUUUCGUCGCCCGUUGUGCCGUGGGAGCUCGGGUGGGCGAGGGUAUGAACAUUCCUCGAGACCAGCAACUUUAUCAAGGUCUGGUCAGCCUGCACGUGCCGGAGGAGGAAUUGCUCAGCUCAGCUGUGCAAGAGCAGCUCCUGCUCGUCCGGCACCGCACCGAACCCCGGAAGCAGGAGCUGGACUGUGCAGGCCCCGAUCUGCUGGCGUUCUACCACCCAGAGGAGUUGUUCACAGAGAGCCCCUUCCUGGAGGUAGAGGGGCUCCCGGCCCUCAAGCUACAACCCCGGACACGGGAUCCAGCCACCACUUUCUUCAUGUACCGGAAGCUGCAGCAGUGGGACAGUUGAGAGAGGGAGUGGGCGCAGGUGCCUCCGACGCUGCGGCUGGUGCCCCCCCUCCCCCAAAACGGGACUUGGACUGCCUUGCAGAAGGCUAUUUACUCAGAAGGAAUCCCUUUGCC
Molecule: messenger RNA, 1085 nt
Organism: Elgaria multicarinata webbii
Lineage: Eukaryota; Metazoa; Chordata; Lepidosauria; Squamata; Anguidae
Gene: PPP1R35
Product: protein phosphatase 1 regulatory subunit 35
Exons: 5
Coding region: 133-972 (279 amino acids)
Biological process (GO): positive regulation of cilium assembly; positive regulation of centriole elongation; negative regulation of phosphatase activity
Cellular component (GO): centriole
Molecular function (GO): phosphatase binding
Source: RefSeq, a predicted model, not a curated record